Cornus florida is the source of this 1884-nucleotide messenger RNA. Its product is annotated as protein ACCELERATED CELL DEATH 6-like. The transcript is spliced from 3 exons. Gene Ontology annotation, molecular function: protein phosphatase 1 binding; protein phosphatase regulator activity. NCBI's taxonomy places the organism in Eukaryota, Viridiplantae, Streptophyta, Magnoliopsida, Cornales, Cornaceae. Gene Ontology annotation, cellular component: plasma membrane. The coding region runs from base 1 to 1884 and encodes 627 amino acids. The record is from RefSeq and is a predicted model, not a curated record.
AUGUCAACUAUUAGUGGUUGUUCAACAGUAUCACAGGCACAAAACUAUUGUUUGAGGAUUGAUAUGCCAAUCGUAAUGGAUAUCAACAAGGUGGCUCAAGCAGAGGAUGGAAUUCACAUAAUGAAUUCUCAACUUUAUGGAGCCGUAACAAGUGGGGAUCCUGUUAGGUGGAGAUCGGAACUAGAAUCAAACAAUUUGGAGCAACUGAGCCCUCAAGGGAACACGGUUCUUCACCUUGCCAUCAGUUUAGGCCAUCACCAGCUUGUGGAAUCCAUCCUCCAACGCUGCUCUCCCAACCUGUUCAGCACUAAAAACUCCGCCGGGAAACUUGCUCUCCAUUUGGCUGCUGCUUCUGGGAAUCUAUCCACACUUGAGUCUCUGCUUCGUCAUGCCGCCAAACUGCAGCUUGAGGGCUACAACACUACUACUUGUGUAAAUGGGGACCAAUAUUUUAAUCAGUACCUACAAGCAGUACUCAUGGAAAAAGAUUCCGAAAUGAAUACUGCACUGCAUGUGGCCAUGAAAUAUCAACACUACAAAUUGGCUAUAUUGUUAGUUGAAAAGAACCCACAAGUGUCCACAUGUCCAAAUAAAGAAAAAAUGUCCCCCCUGUAUAUGGCUGCCGAAGCAGGACAACUGAAGCUUGUUGAGCUGAUGAUGCAAAAUGGAGCAGUUGACAUAAGAGCCCUGCAAGGCAAGUCAGUUGUGCACGCUGCCAUCAAAGCAAGAAACAAAGAUGUCCUAAAGGCUGUGUUGAAGCACGAAUCAACAUACUUUUCUGCAUAUGAUGAAGAUGGGAGGACUCCUCUUUCCUUUGCAUCAUCAAUAGGUUACUUUAAAGGGGUUCGCUGCUUUCUAAAGAAAUGGCGUGAAGCUAUAUACAUAAGAGAUGCGGAUGGGUCAUUACCCAUUCAUUUGGCAUCGAUGAGGGGGCAUGUCAAGAUUAUAAAAAAGUUCCUCAAGUAUAGCCCCGAUUCAAGGGAGUUGGUCAACAAAGAUGGUCAGAACAUUCUUCAUGUGGCUGCUAUGAACGGGAAAGCCAAUGUAGUCUCUUAUGUCCUUAAAAAGCACGAGCUUGCAAUGCUCAUCAAUCAAAGAGAUGAAAAAGACGGAAACACUCCAUUGCAUUUGGCCAGCAAAGGAGAGCAUGCUCGGAUUGUGCAUAUUCUGACGUGGGACAAGAGAGUUAACUUAGAGAUCACAAAUGAUAUUGGCUUAACGGCUCUUGAUGUUGCAACAGAUGAUCCUCGGGAUACCACAUUUCAAAAGCGGUUGACAUGGCUAUCCUUGAGAUAUGCUGGUGCACCACAAACAGAGGCGCAGAAGACAAGAAGAAGUACAGCAGAUCAUGAGUUUGAUAAUAUCAAUGCUGGUGAGAGUCCUAGGGUAAACACUCUUUUGUUGGUGGCGACGCUAGUAGCCACCGUGACCUUUGCAGCUGGUUUUACCGUGCCAGGUGGGAAUUACGGUACUGAUGAUCCAUACCAAGCUGGCAUGGCAACUCUGGUGAAAAGGCACAUGUUUCAUUUUUUCCUGAUAACAAACACAAUAUCUUUGUAUAGUUCGGUCAUCGUAGCCAUUUGUCUCAUUUGGGCAAUGUUGAAUAAUAUACAUUUGAGCCUUUAUUCACUAAAAUGGGCAAUUCCGUUGGGGCUGGGAAUCUCUCUUUUAAUGGUCUCCUUGGCAUUCAUGGCAGCUGUAUUUCUGGUGGUGAGGAAUAUUACUUGGCUUGCCGCUCUUGUUCUUAUAAUAGGUUCAAUCUCAACCCUCAGCCUUUGGUUAGUAUUUGUUCCGCUUUCCUUUCCCAAUUCCUUGAAGAAUCGUGUCGCUCGAAACAUCUUUCGCUAUCCACUUUAUCUUAUGGCAUUAGUAACCGAAGAAUAG